Exophiala oligosperma is the source of this 1619-nucleotide messenger RNA. RefSeq lists its product as uncharacterized. Gene Ontology annotation, molecular function: hydrolase activity. The coding region runs from base 193 to 1266 and encodes 357 amino acids. The transcript has a single exon. Lineage: Eukaryota; Fungi; Ascomycota; Eurotiomycetes; Chaetothyriales; Herpotrichiellaceae. The record is from RefSeq and is a predicted model, not a curated record.
CGCCACGGCAGGCAGAUUGAAUGAAAUGUUGCGAGGUUGCACCGCACCCGCGGAGGCAAUCGACUAUCGUAAUCUUACUUGGUUUACUCCGAGACGACUUCUCGCUCGAAUUUUGUAGACAGAUACCAACCCAGCUGUUGCAGUGUCACCUUCGUCCACCAUCGACCAGAACUUCCGGUCACAUCUCUCGCCAUGUCACGGUAUCCUUUCCCAUUCGCACGGGCCGCAAAGCUGGAUUCAAGAAUCACAAUCCCUCGCCUGGUGUACGACCCGGAUCUUGUGCAACUACUUGAUGCCGCCGCCGUGCCUGAGGAAUUCGAUCUGGAUUUCAUGCGCGGAGGCUCAAGAGACGAUCAUCAAUCCCCUGGGGGCGAUUCGGAAAACGCGGCCUGUGACGCGAACACAAUCCUCAGGGACAUGCCGCAUCUGCUGCAUGAAGAGCAUUCAAUCCCUGGACCUGACAACAACACAGUCAUUCUUUCCGUUUUCUCACCAAAGCAAUCCGCAAUAGCACCACGGCCGGCUCUGUUUCAUAUGCAUGGAGGUGGCCUGGUCAGCGGAGACCGGUUCACCGGCCUGAUGCCAAUCAUGGACCUGCUUGACGGCGUUGACGCCGUCGUCGUGUCUGUCGAGUAUCGUCUUUCACCAGAAUCCCCCCAGCCAAGCGCGAGCGAAGAUUGUUACACCGGGCUCGUUUGGAUCUCUGAGAACGCCGCAGGCCUGGGAGUAGACCCGGCAAGGAUCGUGCUUUUUGGCGUGUCCGGAGGCGGGAUAGUGGCAACAGCGGUAUGUCUCAUGGCCAGGGACAGAAAAUCCCCCUCCGUCCCCAUCAAGGGUCUGAUGUUGUACGCACCUCAAGUCGACGAUCGGUGCGAAACCUUGUCGGAUCGACAAUAUGAAUACGGGAACCCGACCAAUACGAAAUGGGUCCGCGCGUGCUGGGAUCUCGUGCUUCCAGGUAUCCGCGGGACUGACCGAGUUACACCGUACCAAGCACCAGCUCGAGCCGAAGAUUAUUCCAAUCUACCACCGACCUACGUUGACGUUGGCGAGUGCGAGGUCCUCCGCGAUCAAGCAGUCCAAUUCGCCGCGAGCAUGUGGUGGUGUGGAUCCAGCUGCGAGCUCCAUGUCUGGCCGGGAGCUUUCCAUGUCUUCGAGAUGGUCGAUGGGUCCAACCACCUGCUCGUCCAGUCAGCCAAGGCAGCAAAAAUCAGUUGGUUCCGGAGAAUGAUGACGAGGUCUGAGCCUGUCUCCAAAGGGAUGUGAGUUUGAGUAUCGGGGAAGGUCGAUGACAAAUGAAACGGGUCUAUUCCAGCUACAUCUACAUGGCGACCUGCUGCCAACACGGAGCCAGGGAAUCAUCUCUGUUUCUUGGUCGUAGAUGACAGGUCCAAUACCUGAGCCCCGAAAAUCCUGAGGUCGAAUCCCAGUGACUAUCAAGCCUCAGCCUCGCUAUCCCUGUGUAUAUUCGACAAAUCAAAAUGCCACAGCUGCCACAGCAGAUGAGGCACUGCCUGCGCUCGCACAUUUGCUCGCGCCGCCCUCCUCUUUCUAGUUCUAGUUCCUCGUGUUAGUUAUUCCCGUCAAUGAGACUCCUGUUGUGAGACCCUGAUAGUCAC